GCCAGCCUUUUUCCAUAUAAAAAAGCUCAUCCAAGUUGCACACAGCUAGGGCUCAACAAGUGAAGCUGCUGAAAACCUACAAGAACACAUGAAGCAACCCAAAGAUGAAUCUUCUAGCACUAUCAACCUUAUUACUGUCCUUUCCUAGGUUUACACCAGGUAAACCUGUCCAGGUGUGUCCUUGAUGCUGCUGAAGAUGCUGUCUAGACCUCUCUCUCGAAGAACUCGCUUCCUGCAUUUUCUGUUGUGAUUUUGCAUUUCAGUGAUUAAGUAUACUGCACCCUAAAAAGAUGUCCCAUUCUUUUUCAGGGAAUCCAGGAAGACAAGGCCACAGGUGAGCUUGAUUUAUGCCUGUUUUAUGAGAUGUCAUGCUCUCAAUGUUGUGCUUAUGCCAUGCUGUUGUUCUAUAGAUUGUUGUAGAGUUUUUCUGUCUUAUGUAAUUGAGAAAAUAGCAUUCAGACCUGGGUGUCUAUGAUUCCACUCUUAGGGGAGGAAGGUCUUCUGGGAAGCCCCACAGCAUGACUUCCAUUGAAAACAAUGGGAGCUCCUCAACAACAGGAGUAAUGUUGUCACUCAGCUCCUCCCAUUCACUUUAUUUGAGCUCAUGGAGGGAAAUGCUCAGUGGAUUUUGACCCUGGGUGCCUUUAGAGUAGCAGUCUGAUCUCAAAGUUGCUGACCUUAAUAAAAGAGUGCAUUGUUCAGCACCUCCUGCUUUAUACAUUUGAGAUUAACUUUACUUUCCACAAGGUCUUCAUCACUAUUAAAUCUUGCAACAUACUGAUGAACUUGGUUAGCGUGCUAAAUAAAUAACAUAUUUAUUGAUGGGUGGUCAUAUGGUCUUUGGUACUUCAUGAACAUUCUCAGUUCAUAAACUGGAAGGAAAACAGGAUUGGUUGUUUGUUUUCUGGGGUUUGGGUUUUUGUUUUGUUUUACAAGGCAAUAUUUCUUCCUGCCUGCUGUUCAAAUGAGCUCUGAGAAAUUUGCAUUCCUAGUCUAGCCCUCCAUUAUUUCUAAAUGGGUAGACCUGCUGUUCAUCUCUGGUUAGACCUGGCAUCCAGGCAACUUUCCACACUGCUUUACACUGGUGUUUGACAUCUGAGAGGGAGAUAUUUAGGAUCUACCUAUUCUUCUGACUGUAAGUUGGUUUAACUGAUUUUAAAAUUGCAUUGUUAUAUUGAUGUCACCCACUCUGGAACCUUAUGCUGAAUGGUGCGUAUGAAAUCAUACUACUACUACUACUACUACUACUACUACUAAUAAUAAUAAUAAUAUCCUUGCAGGAGAAACAUUUAUGCAUCAGGAUGAUAUUGUUUACAGACGAAGAACACAGCGAAGUGCCAUGAAAUGCCAUCAGAGAUGUGUUUGGCCUAGAUCAGAAGAUGGGCUGGUCAACAUUCCAAUUAAUGUCUCGACAGAGUUUUGUAUGUUAUUUAAAGCUUUACAACAGGCCUUCUCCAGCGUUCAUUCUUGCUAAUAAUGAAAUUUUUGUAUAAUGAAAAUCCAUUAUAUAUAUAUAUAUAUAUAUAUAUAUAACCCUCCAAAAAACCCCAGAUAGCUCUUUUCCGUAGCAAUCAGUGAGCCAUGGUUGUUGGUGAUGUUGUUGUUGUUGUUUAGUCAUUUAGUCGUGUCCGACUCUUCGUGACCCCAUGGACCAGAGCACGCCAAGCACUCCUGUCUUCCAUUGCCUCCCGCAGUUUGGUCAAACUCAUGCUGGUAGCUUCGAGAACACUGUCCAACCAUCUCAUCCUCUGUCGUCCCCUUCUCCUUGUAUGCUCCAUCUUUCCCAACAUCAGGGUCUUUUCCAGGGAGUCUUCUCUUCUCAUGAGGUGGCCAAAGUAUUGGAGCCUCAGCUUCACAAUCUGUCCUUCCAGUGAGCACUUAGGGCUGAUUUCCUUAAAAAUGGAUAGGUUUGAAUUUCCUGCAAUCCAUGGGACUCUCAAGAGUCUCCUCCAACACCAUAAAAGGUAAAGGAACCCCUGACCAUUAGGUCCAGUCGUGGCUGACUCUGGGGUUGUGGCGCUCAUCUCGCUUUAUUGGCCGAGAGAGCCGGCAUACAGCUUCUGGGUCAUGUGGCCAGCAUAACUAAGCGGCUUCUGGAGAACCAGAGCAGCGCACGGAAAUGGCAUUCACCUUCCCGCCAGAGCAGCACCUAUUUAUCUACUUGCACUUUGACAUGCUUUCAAAUUGCUAGGUUGGCAGGAGCAGGGGCCGAGCAAUAGGAGCUCACCCCGUCGCGGGGAUUCGAACCGCCGACCUUCUGAUCGGCAAGUCCUAGGCUCUGUGGUUUAACCCACAGCACCACCCAUGUCCCAGUUGGGUUGGUAAUACUACCCACUUCUUAAUCAGGCUGGUGCCUUAUUCCUGUUGGGAACCUUGAUUGAGGUGCAAUCACCACAGACAGCACAAAACUGGAGUAGGCAGCAGGUUACAGUCUUGCAGGACCCAGGACAGCUCCCAAGCAGAGCCAACAGCGGAAAGUAUGGUGGGGUGAUGGCACUCGCCUAGCCUUGGAUUGCUUUGUUGGAACUUACCAGGAUGUAGAGGUGGGGCAAGGUCAGCAUGGUGCAAACACACCAAUGGGCGUGCUGAAUUGGCUCCAGCAGUGUGCUUGCACUUUGCUGACCUUGCCAUUGCCUUACCCCUCCCCUUCUCUUUCCUAAUGGGCAACAGCGAUGAGACUGUCACGAGGUCAGGGGAGCACUGCCACCCCACCACACAAUAGCUGAUACAUUCCAAAGCUCAAGGGAGUCCUUUUAUCCCCAAGUGCAUCUUAAUAAUUGACAGCCAGAGUCCUGAUCUUCAAGUGAAGCUGCAACUUUGCCAUGGAGCAAUGCACUUUAUCACCAAUGAAUAGCCUCAGCCUCUGGCAUUGUCUUCUCUAGCAGGGACUUUGAGGACAGCAAACCAAUUUGGUGGGAUGAGUCAAAUUUUAAUCUAAGGUCUAAACCAUUGCUCCAUUAUCUGGAGUAUAGAAACUCCUUCCCCUCCUAUGUACAGUUGGCCUCUGACUCUAUAUGAGAAUGAGAGUCCACAAGACCUUCUGAGAUAAUGAUGUUGGCUUGUGGUCAUCGUUUUCAGAAGAGCCAUAAGAACAUAGGAAACUACCUUAUACUGAGUUAUACUAUUGGUCCAUCUAGCUCUGUAAUGCUUACAUGGACUGGCAGCAGCUCUCCAGAGUCAGCAGUUUUAUUUAAGUCCCACUUGGAGAUGGCAGGGACAUGGGAACAUGGGACCUUCUGCAUGCAAAUCAGAUGCUCUACCACUGAGCUACAGCCUUACCCCUGUCUGAAGAUGACUGGAAAGAUCAUCAUCAGAGGGAUCUGAAGGCCAAACAUUUUUAAGUGGAAUUGAGUUGGAUUUGCACCCUAAAGUUUCUUGUGGCACAGGCUUUGGUAGGCAGCGGGUUGCAGCAUCAAUUACAUGAAUCAGACAGCAAAUGUGUUGAGUUGUAUAUGACAUAACCAAGUCUGCUAUACCCAUUUUAUACUUUGAUAUCUUUGUACAAUUGCAAAAAAACAACAACCCCAAAACCCAUGAUAAAAAGCAUUUACACAACAGAUAUAACAAGCGCUGAAGUGGUCUGUGUACUGUAAGCAAUAGAAACAGUGCUGGCACCCACUUGCUUCCAGCAUUCAUGUUUCCCUGGAAUGUUGGGCACUCUUUCACUGCUAUACCAUAUGCAGAGAGUAGCCAUAGUUAGGUGGAUAAUUUUUGAAGAAGGUUUACAUGAAAAAAAUCCUCCUUUACACACACAUUCACAAUUUCCCAGGAGCCCUGUUCUACGUGAAAUAUUUCUUAAUGGUAUACCCAGGAGUGCAGGGAACUUCCCCAUGUUGGCAAAACAUAUUCUGUUUGAACUCCACACACAUAAUAUGGGAACUUUCAAUGCAUUCCUUUCUCUCCCUUGCAUUUUUUUUUUUUUUAGCUGUGGAGGAGAGGACUGUGAUAGCUGAAGCAAUGCAAGAAUUUGUCACACUGACAUGUAUUCAGUUUAUCAGGCGUUCAACAGAACAUGACUACAUAAAUAUUUCCCCUGCAGAUAGGUAAGUUUUAUCUCUCCUGAUGAUAUCUAAGAAUACUACUAUUGCUUGGAAUUAUGCUGUCUUUCUGUUUCUUCUCUUCUGCUGAAGCUUUCCCCACAACUUGUUGCAUUCCAGAUAUUGGCAGACUCCAGCUCCCAUAAUCCCUGACCAUUGGCCAUGCUGCCUGGAGCAGAUGGGAGUUGGAGUCCAACAGCGUGUAAAAGCUGGUGUUAGUGGGACAGCCUUCACCAAAACAGGAUGCUUUAUAGGUGGUUGAAACCCUGACCUUGCCCCAAAACAGGCAAAGGAGAUGAGGGAACUUUGCAUCUAGCAGCCUGAAAUGCUUGCACUGACAGAACUAUUGCCAUAGCACAGUGCUGAAUUCCUUGCUUUAUGUUUUAAGGUGGUCCAUAAGGGAGUGUCCGGCAAUGCCUAUGAAUCUGUAGAAACCACAAAAUACUGUGAUUUUUAAAUGGAUGAUACUGUUUGUGAGUUUGGACCUGUCAUGCUAAAAAUCAGGUGAAGUCACUCCAAAGUCAUUUUUUAGUCUGCCGUCUGGAUUCAAAAUGGCACCGGGCCUCUAAGCAUCAAUGAAGUCCACUGCCCCUACAUUGGGUAUCCUUGUAUCGAAUUUGGUGACAAUAUCUCAAGAGGCGGCUGAUCCUAUUUCAAAAAAAUCACACCAAAGUUGCAUUUGGGUGCACCACCUUGAUUCAAAGUGGCGGCCAGCAUUAAAACAGUGACAGAGUCCCCACCCCCCACCUCAGGACCUUUGUGCUGAGUUUUGUAAUGAUAUCUUGAGAGGCAGCCAAACCAAUGGAGAACAGACGGACAGACAGACAUAGCACUUUCCAAAAUAUAUAGUAGAGAACUAGAUGUGAGAUGACGUCUAUGUUUUUGGAGUCAGUAAAGAUGUGCUGUCUUCUAGAGCGCUCCUGGACAUUCAUAUUUUCUGGAAAUUAGAUGUUUGUAACUAAUCAUAUGUGAUGCUCACAACUUAAGAUAUCAACAUUAAUAUGUAAUUGGAUAACUCCAUUGAAUUCAGUGAGGCUUAAGAGGCUGCAUUCAUACCCACCUACUUCCCAUUUAACUCGGUAGAGCUUACUUCUGAGUGGACAUGCGCAGGAACAGGGCUCUACUAAAUACACACCUACCUCACAGGGUAAAAUGUGAGAGAGUAUGACACUUUGUGCUCACUGAAAGCCAAGUUAUAAAUGUACUAAAUGAAACUGUAUGCCAUGGCUUUAUGUGACGGCACAGGUCACUGCUUUCCAUGUUCUCAGGUGCUGGUCUUACUUUGGAAAGAUUGGAGGCAAACAGCAGUUGGGCUUGGCAAAAAAUGGCUGCAUAUAUAAAGGAUUAAUUCAGCAUGAAAUCAACCAUGCCCUGGGUUUCAUACAUGAACAGGCCCGGAACGACCGAGACAAGUAUGUUAAAAUCCACUUGGAGUAUGUCACAGCAGGUAUGUCCACCAGCAUUCAAGUAACAGUUUUAACCCUUGCUUGCUGUAGAGGAUUAUUUAAACAAAAACAUUUCUAUAUUGUAUAUUGUGCAUAUAGCUUCAAUUCUGAGCAGAGGGUGCAUUUAAACCAUGUAAAAAUAAACAAAUAAGCAACUAAAGCAAGUAAACAACAAACAACUUUAAAUAUAUAUAUAUAUAUAUAUAUAUAUAUAUAUAAUCUCCCCAGAGCAGCUUACAAAUAUCAGUAGUUAGCCCCUACACUCAAGCUUACGAAAGGAAAAAACCACUGUAAUAAUAAUAAUAAUAAUAAUAAUUUAUUUCUCCCCCAGUCACUCCGGGCUUCCAACAGAAGGUUAAAAGUGGAAGUGGGGAAACAAGCAAACCCAAGCACUUGUUCUUAAAGGGACUCAGAAAUUCACAAGGGCUUCAGCAGAGAAACUGUUGCUAAGUUUAUAACAUCUUUAUUUUCACAAGUACCUGUUAAAAUCAUUCUUCUCUCUCUUUCUCCCCCUGUGUUCUAACUCUCCUUUGAGUGCCUGCUUCACUUACUCUCAUAUUUUACAGGAGAACAGGGGAAUUUCGAGAAAGUGGACUCUAAUAAUCUGGGUCUUCCGUAUGACUAUGGUUCAGUGAUGCAUUAUGGCCCGUAAGUUGUGUUUCAGGGCACCUUCUCUUUUCAGACAAAACUGCUCUUAACUGUAGUGUAAGGAUCCUCUUUUAUAUAAUUUCAUCUCUGUCUUCUCCUUGGAGCAAUGUGCAAGAACACGCUGAAGCUGCAAGGGAGUGCAACUUCUUCCAACACUGGUUGAACAUCCAAACUGAAACCCUUCCUACUUAUCACAAGAACCUCUGCCUUGCCUGGAUUUUGUUUCAGUUUGUUAGUCUUCAUCCCACCCACUUCAUCCCACUAACAGCCAGAACUGAUCUACAACAUUUACAGCAUCUUUGGGAUUGCUGGAUAGGGAGAGACAGAGAAGAAGCUGUACCCCAAACUGCAGAUGACCUCUCUCAAAUGUCUUCAUGUAGAUGUUAAAAAGGACAGUAUAGAACCCUGAGGAACCAUACAAAUGAAAAGUCAUGGGACUGAACAAAAGUGUUUCAUUGCCACAUUGGUACAUUAUUGUUGCUGAACCCCAAAUCUUUUGCAUGUAUGUAUAGACAACCCAAUGUCUGUGAAGUUUUUAUUCUUCAUUUCCCAGGAUGGUUUCCAUGCAAAUAUUAUUUUAGAUGUUGCAUUAUAAAACAAUGACCCGACAGAGUUUGAUGAUCACAUCUAUUCCUGUCUUCUGCAGAUACGAUUUUUCUAGUGCUCCCGGGAAAGCAACCAUUGUCCCCAUCCCAAAUGCAUCUGUACCAAUUGGUCAGAGAAUAGGACUCAGCGACCUAGAUGUGAAAAAAAUCAACAAGCUCUACAGAUGCAGUAAGUGUUCAGAAUGCUACAUGGGUAGUUUCCCAUCUGAUGUUGUUAAUUUUUUAUAACAUUUGAGAUUAGCUAGUGCUGCCAGAUUUCGUGACCUAGAUGGGCAUCACCUCACCUUAACAUACUUUCUCUUCCCAAUGCCAUGCUUUGAAAACAGUGAAUCAUUUACUCUGCACUUGAAAGGGCACCUCUAUCAAUACACUAAAAACAAAACAAAAAACCAUUGGAGUGGGGAAGUCCACAAGAGCACUCUUCCCUUCCAUGCUUUCCAAAAACAGGCAUUCGGAAGCAUCGCUGCCUCCAGCUAGGGAGGUAGAGCAUAGCCAUCAUGGCUAGUAGCCAUUCCCCCCCUUUCAAGAACAUAUUAUUCCAACCCAAUUGGUCAACACUUGGCCCUCUUUGCAAGCUCCCUGUGCUGGGAAGGAGAGCCUUUCCCAAGGUGCUAUCCCAUGCAGGUGCAGUAUGUGUAUGAAUGUGCAGUAUUUGGUCAUCUAUCAUCAUUUGGAUCUUGCAGUCGGCACCUACAUGGGGAUGCUGCCGCACUGAAGGCAAGACCAACCCUUUAUCACUGGAUUGCCUUGCCAAUUGGGAACCUAUAGGGAAGGGGGGUGUUUAAUGUGCCUCUGUAUGCUCAGUGUACAGAGUUCACUCCCCUGCACACCCCAACAGUCCUAAAACACAAGCCCUCCUUUUUCUAUACACCCACCCCACUCAUCAUAAGGAGGAACAUUUUGCUAAUACUGUAUACUGCACUGUAUGUUGGUCUUAAUGUAAUGAGCUCAAGUCAUGAAUCACAAUCAUUUGCUGUCUGGUGUGUGUGAUAUUGUUAACAGGCAUAUUUUAAUUUCUUCAUUCAGCAGGAGUAACCUUUACUAGGUUGAACAGUGACAUAUUUAAUGAGCGCUGAGUUCUCCCUCACAGAGUGCAAGGAUAGAUAAACAGAAAGUUGUGUUGGAAUUUUCCCUUUGCACAUCUCAUUUCCCCCUCAUUUUGUUCUGUUCUGUUCUUUAGACUGUUGUAGCACUGUGCUUCGUAAUCGAAGGGGCAACUUCUCCUCUACUAAUUACCCAUAUUCAUACCCCAAAAAUGUCACAUGCCUAUGGCUGAUCCAAAUCCCAGAAGGAAAGGUAAGGAUGCUCAAAUCAUUGUUUAAUGUAUCAGGAUUACACAACAGAUAAAAGGAGGGCAGGGAAUGGACCUUUCCAGUGUGGUGUAGUGGUUAAGAGCGGUAGUCUCGUAAUCUGGUGAACCAGGUUCGCAUCUCCGCUCCUCCACAUGCCGCUGCUGGGUGACCUUGGGCUAGUCACACUUCUCUGAAGUCUCUCAGCCCCACUCACCUCACAGAGUGUUUGUUGUGGGGGAGGAAGGGAAAGGAGAAUGUUAGCCGCUUUGAGACUCCUUCAGGUAGUGAUAAAGCGGGAUAUCAAAUCCAAACUCUUCUUCUUCUUCUUCCUUCUUGCUACUUGUAUACUUUUGGGAGUUGCAGUCUGUUUAUGCUCUGAACUUACUGACACAACAUUAAUCUUCAGGUUAGUUUCAAGUACGUGACACCAGGCUAUGUUUGAAGCACAUCUCCCCAUCCCAAGAAUCCUGGGAAUCAGGGCCCAGCCAAGCUAAAAUGUAUUUGGCUUUCUUUUUCUGCUUUAGGUCUUCCUUAAGUUUCAUGUUUUGGAUCUCCAGCGCUCUCCAAACUGUGCCUCCGACUACAUCCGAAUUUAUGAUGGAAACAACAGAAAUGCCCGUCUUCUUGUUGACAAGUUAUGUGGAGAGGGGCAGUUGCCAGCAGUGGUGUCUUCUGGAAGCAUGAUGCUUGUGGAGUUUGUGAGUGAUGAGGCUGUUGCAUCAAAGGGUUUCACAGCUUCCUAUGCACAUGGUAUGAAGGGCUCUAUCUCUCACUACUUGCUGAAAGCAUCAGUGCUAGGAAAGAAACACAUACAGUACAUGCAAAAUAAAAACAAGCACUGGUGGAACAGUUUUCCAAGGGUAUUUUAAUUUUGCGCUGUCUUUCCCUGGAUCUGAAUUACCCAAAUUCUCUAAAUCCAUUUGCUCUCACAACAACCCACAUAGAAGUCUAUGGACCUCAAACUGUUUGCUCAUCUUUGCAUGUCUGAGCCCAUCUGAAACAUGUUUACUCAGACAUACCUUACCCUAAAUACGCCCUGAGAUAUAUGGGUAUACAAAUCUAAUUAAUUAAAAAUAAAUAAAUAAAUAAAUAAAGCCCACUAAAAUCUAUUUAUUAUUAAUUAUUAUUAUUAUUAUUAUUACUACCACUACUACUACUACUACUACUACUACUAUUAUAUAAAUGCCCACUCAACAACCACUUCAAUUUGCAGCCCAGGUCCUGUUGCAGGUGCCACGUAAUCCUCAUUCCACAUUUGCAGGCACCCAUCCUUUGGAAAUUCUUGCCUAUUUUCACCAGGCAGGUGCCUUCCCUGCACUCUCAAUAGCACUUGCAAGCCUAUCCAGACAUGCACAGUAUUGACAUGUGCUUUAAUCUGGUUUAUAACUUGUCACUGGUUUUAAGUAUUUUUGAAAGUUUAAUAUAGUUGCUUCUAACUGUUCUGUUGUGGAUAAUUCUAUUCUUUUUGUAAGCCGCUUUGAGGUUACAUUACAAUCAAGUAUGUGAGAUAAAUCUUGUGAGAUAAAUAAAUAGAUAAAUAUAACAAAGGGAGAAGCACAUAGGAAGGCUGCCAUCUGCAGAGUCAGACCAUUGGUCCACCUAGUUCAGUAUUGUCUAUGCUGAUGGGCAGCUGCUCUCUGGGGUCAGUAGAGGCCUGUUUGGAGUUGCCAGGGGUGGAGAACCUGGGACCUUCUGCAUGCAAAGCUGAUGUUCUAUGGCUAAACUACAGGCCUUCCCCACUGGAUUCAGAUUAGGAAAGAAGAAGAAAAUCAACUCCAUGGCCCAAUGGAGGGAUAGCAGUGCCAGACCACAGUUAUCCUCUUCCUGCUUCUCAACAUGUUCAUUGGUGGAGACUGCUGCCACCCACCAGUCAUGGUGGGACCAGUCAAGAACUGGCAGAGUUUUCACCACCCUUCCUAAUGCUGAUUUCUCUUCCUCUUCUCUUAGUGUCUUAUGUUCUUGCUGAUUUUGUAUCCUGCCUACCCUCCACCUAACAACAACCCUGUAAGAAAGGCUACGCUAAGAGAGAGCUUCAAGGCUCUCCAUCAGCUUCAUGAAUGAGAUUUCCCAUAUCCAACCUCAGCACUCUUCCCAUUACACCAUACUGGCUUGGGUGAACUCUUGCAUCCAUACGAGUGUCCUUCAUUUAGAGUGAACAUUAUUUUUAAACAUACUGAUCCCCCCCUUUUAUUCCAUUGAUUCCCCCCCCCAUUCUUUUCAUCACAGUGAUAUGUGGAGGGACUUUCACAAGUACUCAUGGAGUGGUCACUUCUCCAAACUUCCCAAGAAAAUACCCUCCAAACAAAAAAUGCCUAUGGAUUAUCAGUGCUCCAGCAGGAAGCAGGGUAAGGGGCAGGAGGAGGGGGGGUGGGCUUUCCUGGCUAGGGCAACAACUUUAUACAGCUCAUUACUUUCCCCCUAAAGACCUGAUCUCAAUCUCUCUUCAGAAAAGAUUGCAUUAGAUCAGGGGUAGCCAAUGUGUUGUUUACUCCUGCAUUCAGUGAUGAAAUCUAGCUUGCUCCAGAUCUGCCUUGUUAAUUUAUGGGUAUGCAUAAUGCUCACUGGCUUUAGUGCAUACUAUGUUGUUGAAUUUAGACAAAAUGCUACACAUAGAAAUUGGUGCCCUUAUAUGGUUCCUUCAGAUCUCCCUAACGAUGGGCUUUUUUGACCUGGAGGAAGCCACUGGGUGCAACUAUGACAGACUUGUCUUUCGUGACGGCAGCGACAUCAGCUCUCCACUUCUUGGCACUUUUUGUGGGAAGACAGAGGUUCCAUCUUUCAAUUCCACUGGGAGCUUUCUACGUAUAGAAUUUUACAGUGACGUUGUUUCUCAAUAUUCCGGGUUUAAGCUGGACUACUCAAUGAGUUAAGUACUGUUGCUAGGGUAUCUGGGUGGGAGAUGGCAAGAUUUUGUGUUGGAAAAAAGUGGGGAAGAAAUAAUGAUUUGUUCCUAUUGUGGAAUUGUUGCCUUGAGGGAUAUGUGAGUCAUCUGUGUUCCUCAGAAGUUUUGGUUAAAUGGAAAUACACCAGUAAUCUAGUUAUAGUGACACGAUGUGCAGACUGACACAGGAGUGUCAGGUAACCGAGGCUGCAAAUGCCUCAGCAGGGAAAUGAGCCUGGGGCCCAUAUGGCUCAAGUAUCUCCCCAAACUGGGCAUAAAGCCUGUAAUGAGAAGUUUGGUUUAUGUAUAGCAAUACAAAAAUAGGCCCCAAGUCAACUUGACGAUUAUGUUGUGAGGAAGAAUAACCUGAACCUCACCCCCAUUUCCUGACACAAACAAAAUACCCUAUAUUGCUUUCCAGACAGAUAAAAGCCCUCUUCGAACCUUGGAGAACUGGAAAAAGCAAUACAUGAGGGAGGAGACUGCAGGCACAAUGGUGCAAGCUCCAUACAGGCCAUCCCAUUGCCCUCCAUGAGUUUGAGGGGGACUUCCAGAAGCAGGGAGCCUUCUUUCAGGGUUUUCCCGACUGUUGGUGUGCUUGUCUUUCUCCCAUUCCCUGAAUGCCUGAAGAGGGCUAAAGGCUAAGGGCAAUGUGCUAGGAUCAGUGACCUUGUGCUUGAAAGGCCUUUGCAUCUAAGUGUGUGUUAAUGCAGAAAGAUGGGCAAAAGGACAGCUGCAAUUUCCCAUUCCUGUCUCAUUUGCAGGGGGAGUGGCUGGUAUGCCAGCCCCCGCAGUGCCCUUCUUACGGCUCACUUGGCUAUAAAAACAGGUGGGCCAGAAGUGGACCACCAGGGCAAUGGCCUUUGUGCUUAUUUAUUGCAUUUAGAUCCCAUCUUUCUUCCAAGGAGCUCAAAGUGGUGUACAUGGUUCUCUGACAGCAACCCUGUGAAGUAGUUAGGCUGAAAGACUCUGACUGGGCGCAUGUCACCCAGUGAGUUUCAUGGCAAGAGCAGGUACUGGGGACGCGGGUGGUGCUGUGGGUUAAACCACAGAGCCUAGGACUUGCCAAUCAGAAGGUUGGCGGUUCGAAUCCCCGCGAUGGGGUGAGCUCCUGUUGCUCGGUCCCUGCUCCUGCCAACCUAGCAGUUCAAAAGCACGUCAAAGUGCAAGGAGAUAAAUAGGUACUGCUCCAGCGGGAAGGUAAACGGCGUUUUCGUGCACUGCUCUGGUUUUCCAGAAGUGGCUUAGUCAUGCUGGCCACAUGAUCCGGAAGCUGUACACUGGCUCCCUCGGCCAAUAAAGUGAGAUGAGCGCAGCAACCCCAGCGUCGGUCACGACUAGACCUAAUGGUCAGGGGUCCUUUUACCUUUACCUUUAUCCCAGGUACUAAUCCAAUGCUUAAUCACUGCACCAUACUGGCUGUAAGCAGUCCACAGCUUAGCUUCACUACUAAGCCCAGUCAUGAGCUCACUCAAGCAAUGGUUUGUCAAAAUAUUGCCCAUGCUUCCAGACUAAUGACUUUAGAACUAACCCACAAUUAAUGCUUGCAUUCAUAAAUGCAGCAAACAAUAUGAAUGCUAUGUGCCCUGCCUCAAGCCUAGGCUAUUUUAAUCCUUCAGCAGAGUUUCCAUGAAACAAACUUUACAGAUGAAACAAACUUUACCUGUCAUUGCAGUUUUGCCAUCAUGAAGAACAGCCUGUGGGAGAAUUGCCUUCGUCCUGAACUGCCAACAAGAAAGAGGGUGGAAAUUCUGAUGCCAGAUUGUCUUUGCCUCUUGCUGGUGUUGUGCUUUGUUUCUUUUUAAAGACUGAUCAGUUUCUCCCAGUAAUUACAUAAAUACUCUCAAGUGCAGAAUGCUGAACUGUACGCUGGAUUUGCCAAAACACCAAGGAGCAAUUGAAGCAGGCAAGGAGAAGUUAUUCUAUGCUGUAUCUCUUCAAUUACCAUUUUUACUAGCCAUCUGUUGGUGGCACCUUGAACUAUGUAACAAAAGAUGUUCAGUAAAGCUUAAAAAGCCCAUCGUUCGCAUUCAGAUUGCUUUGAUCUGCUCACAUUCCAGUGCACUUGCCUUGUCUUCCUUGUUUAGGUGCACAGGCCUUUCCCAAUGGAAAAUGCCCAUCAUUCUCCUUGUAAGUCCAGUGGCUUUAUUCGUGGCAAGUGCCUAUAUCCCUGUUUUUCAAGCUCUAAAGUCAGGAA
This is a messenger RNA of Podarcis lilfordi (Lilford's wall lizard), 13105 nucleotides long. The record is from the annotation of a GenBank genome assembly. NCBI's taxonomy places the organism in Eukaryota, Metazoa, Chordata, Lepidosauria, Squamata, Lacertidae.